AUGGCGUCCACGGCUGCGGGUAAACAGCGGAUACCGAAGGUGGCGAAGGUGAAGAACAAAGCUCCGGCAGAGGUGCAGAUCACAGCCGAGCAGCUUUUGAGAGAAGCUAAAGAGAGAGAGCUCGAGCUUCUCCCACCGCCACCCAAACAGAAGAUCACCGACCAGGAGGAGCUGAAUGACUACAAACUCAGGAAAAGAAAGGCCUUUGAGGACAACAUCCGAAAGAAUCGCACAGUCAUCAGUAACUGGAUUAAAUACGCACAAUGGGAGGAGAGCUUGAAGGAGGUCCAGAGGGCCCGGUCCAUUUACGAGCGAGCGCUGGACGUAGAUCACCGCAACAUCACUCUGUGGCUGAAGUACGCCGAGAUGGAGAUGAAGAGCCGGCAGGUGAACCACGCCCGCAACAUCUGGGACAGAGCCGUCACCAUCCUGCCUCGAGUCAACCAGUUCUGGCUGCCUAACGGCGUGCCCCUGCAGGCCUUCGUGGCCCGGGCGGACGGCGAGGUCGUGGGCGUCGUCGUCAUCCGGGACGAGCAGGAGGUUGAGUACCUGCGCGGCCGCUACAACGUGGAGAACUUCAUCUACUUCAGCCACCACCGCUACGAGGAGCACGCCCUCCUGCUGCACUUCGCCCUCACAACCUCCUUCCAGCAGUUCGCCAAACAUCUGUUCAAGGAGGUGCUGCGGCUCGCCCACAAGUCCUGCCUCUACCACCGGCUGCACCCCCCCCACGGCCCAAGGCAGAAGGGAACGCCAUCAACAGAGAAAUCCAACGCCUUCUGCAUUAAUUACCUGUUCAUGGACAAGAAAUACGAGACUAGCCCUCACCUGAGGUUCAACAACCUGGUUCUCAUCUCAACGCACGGUUUCCCCGGCAACGGCGAUGAGGAGGAGGACGUCGGAUUUUUGUCGACAAGCUACGCGUACAGCCGGAGGGACCUGGCCUCCGUGCCCCUCCUGGCCUGCGUCAGCGUGCUGACGGGGAAGAUGGUGGCCAUCAACAGGAAGUCCAAACACGUCCGGACAUCGGCCGGCCUGAAGGUGCCCUACGACCACCUGGUUCUGACCACAGGCCUGCAGUACCAGAGGCAGAGCUCCUCCAGGAAGGCCAGGCCGGUGUCGGAGGCCCCCACCACCACGAUCCUGCUGUUCACCGUGGACUUGGGCUCCAUGCUCAGCUUCCUGCUGAUGAGGCUGAGGGCGAACGGGGGCUGA
Menidia menidia (Atlantic silverside) is the source of this 1215-nucleotide messenger RNA. Lineage: Eukaryota; Metazoa; Chordata; Actinopteri; Atheriniformes; Atherinopsidae. The record is from the annotation of a GenBank genome assembly.